UAGAAAACGGCCCUUUUUUAACAUUAUUACUUUUCCAGUUCUACAAAUUCAUCCAUGAUCCAUCCCUUUUCGCCUCAGAAUUCCGCCAUUAAAAUGACCUUAAUUCCAGCACAAUCGUCUCACAAUCAACAGCCACUCGAGAACCUCCUCACAAACCCACUUCUCAUUUCAGACAAAAUCCUUAAACUCUCCUCUAAAUCCAUCUCAUUCAAAUCUUACUCCUUCACCCUUGCACAAACCGUCAACACACUCUCUAAUUUCUUACGUUCCCUCCUUCGUUUCUCCUCAAGUUCCUCCAUUUACGACCCUCCUAUUCGUCACAUUUCUUCCCGUCUUUCCCUUAAUCUUCGCAAAGCGUACAAACUUGUAUUGAAAACUCGCCGCCGUAAUUUCCUUUACCGUUUAAUUAACCUUGUAAACUCCGCUGAUUUUCGGAGAAUUAUUAUACUUCUAGAAUCUUCCGUCGCCGACUUGCGUUGGGUUCUUUCUAUUCUCCAUGCGGAUGACAACACCCAGAAUCAGAACGACCUCGUUUUGUCUCUCCCGCCAAUUGCGAUUGAUGACCCGACUAUUGCAUUGGUUUGGUCUUUUAUUGCUACAAUUCAAUUGGGUUCUUCUUUGGAAGCCCGUAUUGAGGCUGCACAAGAACUUAAUAAUCUAGCAUUAGAUAAUGAUCGGAAUAAAAUGAUGAUUGUUGAAGAAUGCGGUGUACCCCCACUUUUGAAAUUGUUGAAAGAAGGGAAUUCUAGUGUUGCUCAAAUUGCGGCAGUGGAGGUUUUGUGUAGUAUUUCUAAUGACGGGGAUAGAGUUAGGGUUAUUGUUGAGAAUGGAGGUGUUCCUUUGAUUAUUCAUGUUUUAGAGGAUUCUUGUAUGGAUGUAAAGGUUAAAAUUAGUGGUUUAGUUGCUAAAAUGGUUGAAUUUCAUGGUGGGUUGGCUAUAGAAGUUUUUGGGAGAGAAAAAGUGAUUAAACCCCUUGUUUCUUUGUUGACAUUUGAAUAUGAAUCAAAUUUGAUGGAAUUGAAGAUUAAUUGUGCUCAAUCAAUUUGGAGAUUGGCUAAAGAUAACUUGUUGAAUUGUAUGAGGAUCAAUGAGACUAAUGGGUUAUUAGGUUUAGCUAAAAUGGUGGAGAAUGAAAAAGGGUUGUUAAAGUUAUACUGUUUAAGGGCUAUAAUGGAGAUUAGUUCCAUUGCUGAAUUGAAUCCUGACUUUAGAAGGUCAGUUUUCAAGACGAAAUCACCUUCUGCUAUGGCUGUAAUUGAGGAGCUUUUGAGAGUGAUCAAAGAAUGUGAUGAUCGGAUUAUGCAAAUUCCGGCUAUAAGAUCAAUUGGGUGUCUUUCUAGGACGUUUCCUGCAAGGGAAACAACACGAGUGAUCCCGCCUUUAGUUGAGCAGCUUUGUAAUGUGGAUCAUGAGGUUGCAAUUGAGGCUGCUAGUGCAUUGGUUAAGUUUGUUGAUCCUGAUAAUUUCUUGUUCCUCGAACAUUCGAAGGCCAUAGUUGAGUUUAAUGGGGUUCGGCCUGUGUUUGGAUUGCUUAGAAUGAGUGAGGAGAAGGCUCAGUUACAGGGCUUACUCCUUCUCUGUUACCUUGCUUUAAAGGCUCCUAAUUUAAACAAUGAGUUUGGAUUAUCAGGGUUUAAUAAAGCUAUGGUUUUAACAGCACUUGAGGGUGUUAAUCAUAGUUUUAUUGCUCAGAAUCCUCAACUUAGAGAGCUGAUUGUUAAGGCUCGAUACAAUCUUAGUCUCCGCCAUGGAUGAGAAAUUGAUCUUAGUACGCAAUCUUCGUUGCGUUUAUAGAUAGAAAAGAACAUGUGUAUUUAGUUAAUAAUUAGUACUUAGUAGCGUUUUCUUCGUUUUAGAAAGAAAUAUAGCAAUCUGAACGAGACGAAAGAGUAAAACCGAGAGAAGUGAACAUAGUUUAUUCAUCAAGUUUGUAAGCUCUUAACUUCGUGCAUAAAUCUUAUGCUAUGGAGAAAAUAAAAUCAAUUACAUUAAGCGUU
This is a messenger RNA of Amaranthus tricolor (Joseph's coat), 1997 nucleotides long. RefSeq lists its product as uncharacterized. The record is from RefSeq and is a predicted model, not a curated record. Gene Ontology annotation, molecular function: protein binding. The transcript has a single exon. The coding region runs from base 55 to 1755 and encodes 566 amino acids. NCBI's taxonomy places the organism in Eukaryota, Viridiplantae, Streptophyta, Magnoliopsida, Caryophyllales, Amaranthaceae.